AUGCGGGUCAGGAGCAAAGAUUGGUGGGAGCGAGUGGUGCUAAAGGAAUUUAGCGACGAGGAGUGGAAAGAGAACUUUCGAAUGAGCCGCAGAACCUUCGACAAGUUAUGUGGAUUGAUGUCAUGCGUUCUGAAACCCGAGGACGUGACUGUUCGGGCACCGGUGCCGCUUCAGAUGAGGGUGGCCAUUGUUCUUUACAAGCUGGCCAGUUGUUCCGAGUACAGGGUUGUGGCAAACCAGUUCGGCGUGAGCAAGUCUACUGUGAAAAAGUUUGUGUACAUUUUUUGCAAAGGAAUGGUGUCGUCAGUCCUCCAGAAAAUUAUCGUGGUUCCCACUGCAGAGGAAGCCAGCGCCAUUGCACGUCGGUUCGAGCAAAAGUUCCACAUCCCCCAGAUAAUCGGUUGCAUCGACGGCACCCACAUUCCUGUUUUACCACCAAGUGAAGGCUACAAGGACUUUGUUAAUCGAAAAGGAUGGCCUUCCUAUGUCCUCCAAGCUGUGGUGGACGACACGUAUCGGUUUUGGAACAUAAGCUGCAAACUGCCUGGAAGUGCCCACGACGCAAACGUUCUUAGGCACUCGGCGUUGUUCAGCCAUGCAGAUCAGCUACCUAAAGGCCUAAGGGAAAUCAACGGUGUUGCUAUCAACCAUUUCCUUCUGGGAGAUCCGGCUUAUCCUUUAAUGGAGUGGCUGAUCAAGGGGUACACCCAUUCCCCACGCAUCACCCCUGAGCAGGAGUCAUUUAAUGUCUACUUAAGCUCUGCAAGGACCACUGUCGAGAUCGCCUUUGGGAGACUGAAGUCACGCUGGCGAGUUUUGCUCAAGCGAAGUGAUUUUCAUUUUACAUUCACCCCUCAUGUGAUAGCUACAUGUUGUGCGUUGCAUAACCUGUGUGAAGAUGAGAAGGACAGUGUAAACCCCACCUGGACCGAUGAGGCUGCUGCUUUAGCCGCCGACCUACCACAACCUGGUGCCCGUGCCCACAACACAGACACAGCAGGUGGUCAGAACAUCAGGGAGGUGCUUACAGAUUAUUUGAGCACAAACUUCCCUCUGCGCAGACCUUUGUUUUAG
Molecule: messenger RNA, 1074 nt
Organism: Cololabis saira (Pacific saury)
Lineage: Eukaryota; Metazoa; Chordata; Actinopteri; Beloniformes; Belonidae
Exons: 3
Coding region: 1-1074 (357 amino acids)
Source: RefSeq, a predicted model, not a curated record